UCCUACAACCAGAUAAAAUCAGUAUUCGGCACGGUUCACCUACGGAGCCGGCAGAGAUGCACCUUAACGCCGGUGACGGAAUUUUCCACAAUCAACCAAUACCUUUCCUCCACCUCACCCCACUCUCCCCUACAAUGCCCUUCCACGUGUCCUCUCUCCGUACCCGUCCACUUCUCAGUUCUCACCCCGUCAAUCCCAAUAUUUCUCCGUCAACCGAUAAAAUAAUACCGUCUACCAAUACCAUGAACUUUCCGGUCAACCAAAACAAACCCUAAUUCGCUCUCCCUGUUUUCGGUCUCCGACUCUCGAAGAUAAGCUUUCCUACCAGAUCCGGGAAAGUUCGUGGUGAUAAUUCAAUGGAAGAUGAAGAGGAGAUCCAAUCGCACGAUUCGGGCGCCUCCGGAUCUCCGUCACCGUCUCCACCUAACGGGAGGAUAACGGUGACGGUGGCAGCCGCGCCGCCUCUGGCUGUGCCGCAAUCGUCAGCGCACAACGCGCUGACUCUGGCUCUCCCUUUUCAGACUUCUAACAAGAAUAACGGUGGUGGAGGAGGAGGACGGGAGGAUUGCUGGAGCGAGGGAGCGACGGCGGUGCUGAUUGAGGCGUGGGGGGAGAGGUUUUUGGAGCUGAGUAGAGGAAAUCUGAAGCAGAAGCACUGGAAAGAAGUGGCGGAUAUUGUGAGCGGCAGAGAAGACUACAAUAAGACGCCCAAAACAGAUGUCCAGUGCAAGAACCGUAUUGAUACGGUCAAGAAGAAGUACAAAUCGGAGAAAGCAAAGAUUGCAGCCGGUGCCGGCCCGAGCAAGUGGCAGUUCUAUGAGAGAUUAGACAAUUUGAUUGGUCCAACAGCAAAAAUUCCUGCUGGUCCUAGCUCAAUUUCAAUGUCUACCAAAGUACCAGUCGCAAUUCCGGUUGGUGCUCGCGGUGGUGGAAAUCAGUUUCACAUUCAAAAACACCAGCCACAAAGGAGCAAAUCGUCGAAAAAUCAGAAGUUACAGUUUCGCAGGCGGGGUCAGAUGGACUCGGAAGAGGAGGAGUCCGAGGAGGAAGAUGUGUCGCCGGAUUCAGACGAUUCUUUUCCGCCGGAGAAGAAGCCGAGGGUUAUGAGAAGAGAUGUUGGUGAGUCAAAGGAGAAGAAAGGAGGGUGGGGGAAUUCGCUGAGGCUUUUGACGCAAGCGAUUCUCAAGUUUGGGGAGACAUACGAGUCUGCGGAGAGUGCAAAGCUGCAGCAAGUGGUGGAAAUGGAGAAACAGAGAAUGAAGUUUGCGAAGGACAUGGAGUUGCAGAGAAUGCAGUUCUUCAUGAAGACCCAGUUGGAGAUUUCACAGAUGAAGCAUGGAAGGAGAGGUGUCAAUUCCAGUAAUCACCAUUGCAACAACAACAACAACAAUAACGAAAGUGACAGUAACUAAGGUUUGAUUUAGUCUUUAGAUUUUAGGAUAAUCUAUGUAUAUGGGUGAAGAAGAAGACCCAUUGUUGAUUGCAGUUUGUAUUUGCUGAUUGUUGGUCUUUAGUGCAUCUGUUUCUUGUAAACUCAAUGCCCAUAAAAGUAUCAGGAAAUGAUCAAAUACUUGAUUGUUGAAGGUCUGUGUGAUUUGCUUGAAGAAGCUUUUAGGAAUCCAUGACCUGUUUAUGAAAUUGUGAAAACUGAAAUGCCUCUGGUUAUUUA
Tripterygium wilfordii is the source of this 1669-nucleotide messenger RNA. Its product is annotated as trihelix transcription factor ASIL2-like. Bases 357 to 1412 code for a protein of 351 amino acids. Lineage: Eukaryota; Viridiplantae; Streptophyta; Magnoliopsida; Celastrales; Celastraceae. The record is from RefSeq and is a predicted model, not a curated record. The transcript has a single exon. Gene Ontology annotation, cellular component: nucleus. Gene Ontology annotation, molecular function: transcription cis-regulatory region binding.